Eutrema salsugineum is the source of this 1289-nucleotide messenger RNA. RefSeq names its product NAC domain-containing protein 73. Gene Ontology annotation, cellular component: nucleus. Gene Ontology annotation, molecular function: transcription cis-regulatory region binding; DNA-binding transcription factor activity. The record is from RefSeq and is a predicted model, not a curated record. Gene Ontology annotation, biological process: regulation of DNA-templated transcription. The transcript is spliced from 3 exons. Bases 170 to 1084 code for a protein of 304 amino acids. Lineage: Eukaryota; Viridiplantae; Streptophyta; Magnoliopsida; Brassicales; Brassicaceae.
GAGUUCUUCUUAGGAAACAUAUGCUUUAGUCAUCUUUCACCCUUUUUCCCUUCUCUCUUUGUUCUCUCUCAUGCCUUUGUUUAUUCUAAUGAAGUCGUGAGCAGUGUGGACGAAGAGAAGAGAAGAGAAGAUAAUAUGCACAAAACGAAACUAAGAGACACAAAACAACAUGACUUGGUGCAAUGACCGUAGCGAUGUUCAGACCGUUGAAAGAAUCAUUCCCUCACCGGCAGCGGCUGAUUCUCCUGCAGCCUCAUUUCCGGUCUCAUGUCACAAAACUUGUCCUUCUUGUGGCCAUAACUUCAAGUUUCAUGAACAGGCGGGUAUCCAUGACUUGCCGGGAUUGCCUGCCGGGGUGAAGUUUGAUCCGACGGAUCAAGAGGUUCUGGAGCAUCUUGAAGGGAAGGUAAGAGACGACGCAAGAAAGCUUCAUCCUCUCAUCGAUGAGUUUAUUCGUACCAUCGAUGGUGAAAAUGGCAUCUGUUAUACCCAUCCUGAGAAACUGCCAGGAGUGACCAAGGACGGGACGCUCCGUCAUUUCUUCCACCGACCGUCAAAGGCAUACACAACGGGAACAAGAAAGCGACGUAAAGUCCACACCGAUUCCGAAGUCGCUGGCGAAACACGGUGGCACAAGACCGGCAAAACACGGCCAGUUCUCGCCGGAGGAAGAGUGAGAGGCUACAAGAAAAUCCUAGUGCUCUACACAAACUACGGCAAACAAAAGAAACCCGAGAAGACUAAUUGGGUAAUGCAUCAAUAUCAUCUUGGCACCAACGAGGAAGAGAAAGAAGGCGAGCUCGUCGUCUCCAAAGUCUUCUACCAGACUCAACCACGCCAAUGCGGUGGCUCGGUUGCUGCCGCAGCCACUGCAAAGGAGCGGCCUUAUCUCCAUGGCCAUCACCUUGGUGGUGGUGGUGGUCGCCACCUUCAUUACCAUCUUCAUCAUAAUAACGGUAAGUUUAAGAGCAAUGGUGGUGAAGGAUCCGGUGAGUAUUAUAACAAUAUUCCGGCGAUUAUCUCGUUUAACCAGACCGGGAUACAGAACCAUUUGGUUCAUGGCUCUCAACCUUUUAUCCCUUGAAAAUUGAGAAUAGUUUUUUACAUGCAUGGACGGUCGUCAAAUAAGAGAAAUGGUAUAUAAUCUAAGCAUUAUAUAUUACAUUAAUACAUAUAUACAUUGAAAAUAAUUUAAAUUUACAGUGUAAUCUUAUAUACGUAACAUUUUUUGGUCCAUUUUUUUCCCUUUUUUGAUUAUACUGCUUUGUACAAUUUUAAUUCCUUGGACU